CUGGCUGUGUUAUAAGGAACACGAAGAGGAACAGGAAGAUCUGCUCUAUGACCCUGGAAUCGCAGGUUAAAAAAAAAUGCGAUUGUUUUUGUGACCUGUACGCUGCACGGCGCAUUUUUCAGACGCCAUUUCCAAGCCGCACUGUUAUUAUAAAAAAAUUAAAGUUUGAAAAAAAUAUAUUUUUUACAUUGUAAUGUUCAUAAAUUGUCUUUAAAUUUUAAAUCAAUCUACGCGUUACAUUUUUCAAAAAAAAUUCUUGAAGAACAGACUGUUUACAUGAGGUUCCCCCCUUAAAUAUUAAAAUAAUAAAAUAUCUUAAAAUAUCCCGGGAAAAAAUGCUUUAUAUAAAAACAUAUAAAUACACAUAUAAUAUGUCUAUAUAUGUUUAUACUAGUUUUCUAUCUUUUAAAAAAUUUUUGAGAACUAUUGAGAAUUGUCGCCAGAAUUGUUACAACUAUCUAGCACCUUUACUCAAGUGUCGUGCUGAUUUCAGGGAUAAAAAAUUAUUUACAAAUAUUUAAUCGCCAGAACUCUGUUUAAAAACAAUAUCAAAGCACAGAAUUAUACAAGAAUUACCGAGAAUUGUCAUAACUACCCAGCACGACUUCUUUACUCAAAUGUCGUGUUGAUUUUGAAUCUAAAAAAUUAUUUACAAAUGUUUAAUCGCCAGAACUCUGUUUAAAAACAAUAUCAAAGCACAAAACUAUACAAGAAUUAUCGAGAAUUGUCGUCAGAAUUGUCAUAACUACCCAGCACGACAACUUUAUUCGAGUGUUGUGUUGAUUUUGGGCAUAUAAAAUUAUAUGCACACGUUUAAACGCCAGAACUCUGUUUAAAAACGAUAUCAAAGCACAGAACUAUAUCAGAACUAUAGAAAAUUAUCGUCAGAAUUGUUAUAACUAUCCAGCACGACACCUUAUCUCAAGUGUCGUUCGGAUUUCGUUUAUAUAAAGUGUAUGUUGCUGUGUGUGUCUAGAAUUCUACAGGUUUUUAAAAAAAUUUUUGAGAUAUUAUAAAUUUUUUAAGUAAAAAAGAUGUCGGUCUGAAGCAUAUAUAAUAUAUUUGCAUUACGCGAGCGAGCAAGACAGUAAGGGAGGCGAGCAAGAUGAGAAUUGCAACAUGCAAGGAAGCUCGAUCCGAUUCUCGAGCUUUCUCAGCAUACUGUUAUUAAUUGGCCUGUUUUUUUCGCUGUACUGCUGCACUGGUGUAAUAAGUUAGAGUGAAAAAAAAUGGGCCCGUGGCACACGCUUUCCGUAAGACGUAACAGUAAAGUUUUGACCAAUUACAUACUCGAUUUAGCCAGUUACUGUUACGAUCGCCCAAUCCAAUCGCGUCAAAACUUUAUUGUUACGUCAUACAGAAAGUGUGUGUCACAGACCACAUAUUUGUCUUACUCUAACCCGUUGCACCAAUACAGCAGUGCAGCGAUCAACGUUAAAGACGAGGAACGAAACAGCUGUAAACAUGCCAGUGACUGAACAGCAUUUGUAUCGCAUGUCGUCCGACAAAUUGUACGCAGUUUGUCCUGAAAAAGAAAAAAGCUAUUUAACUUUGUAUGCUGCUGAUGCAAUUGCUGGUCCUUCGUUUUCAACGCAAUAAUAAUAUCAAUUGUUGAAAUUAUACUUAAUUUCUUUUUUGGAUAUUAUUAUUUUUAUUUUUGAACAGUAUUAUUAUUUAUUAAAUAUAAUAUUGAGUGUAGCAAUUUGAAGCCAUUGAAGUAGUAAUUAAAAAUUGGUCCGGUACGCUAGACCUCACAUCUAUAAAAAAUAGAUGUGUUCAAGCAGUAAUUAAAAACUGGUACACUAGACUUCUCAUCUAUAAAUAAUAGGUGUGUUGAAGCAUUAAUUAAAAAUCUGUCUGGUACGUUAGACUUCUCUUCUAUAAAUAAUAGGUGUGUUGAAGCAUUAAUAAAAAAUCUGUCUGGUACGCUAGACUUCACAUCUAUAAAUAAUAGGUGUGUUAAAGCAAAAACUAAAAACUAAUCUGGUAUGCUAGAUCCCACAUCUAUAAAUAGAUGUGUUAACAGUAUCAAAUGUUAAAUUUAAUGUGGUAUAAUAGGGCUACUGGCGAAGGUCCACGUAAAAAAACCUAACGCGCUAUUAGUGGCACCUCAUGGGUAGCGCGGAAGCCACUUAAAAAUUUAUAUUCUUAUUAUUUAGCUUUUGCUAACUUGUCAGCUCUUUCUAUUUUUAUUUGUGUAUUUAAUAAUUUAUUACAAAUUUUUAUUAUGAUUUAAGUUACAUUUUUAUUAUAAUUAAUUUCUUAUAAUUUAAAUAAGACAAUAAAUUAGAUGAAUACUAGAAAAUUAAAUAAUAAAUAAUAGGAUCAAUGAUAUCAAUGAUUAUAAUAUAUAAUAUAUAGAAUAAUAUACAUAUAGUGAUUAAAAAAAAAAAAAUGACUUCCGUUUCCGGUGUCGUAGAGAGUGACAGGUGUGUGUGUGGCGUGUGAAAGAGUGAGUGAGUAAGGUGGUUAAGAAGCAGAGAAUAAUUGCGAGAGGGGUGGUAGUGAGAGAGGGUUUGUUGGGUGGAGUAGGGGAAGAGGAGUUGAAGCGGAGAAAACAGUAAUUAGUUAAUUAGAGAGGAAAGAGAAUUGAGUGGGCAGGUUAGAGAACAUAGAGAAAGUAAGGAAUAGAGAGAGGCAAGCGAAGAGGAGUAGAGAGUAGGAGGGAGACACGAGCGGCGCGAGUGGACGGGCGGAGAGUUAGAGAGGCGGGCGAGUGAGUUCGUGGAGAGCGGUAUAGAAAGAAGUAAGUAAGUUAGGAGAACAAUAAGGAGGGUAUGGCGGAAAACGAAAAUAGAGAGGAGGAGGGAUUAGGAGGAGAGGAACAGGUGGGGGAAGAGGGGGAAAAGGGGGGAGGGUUGAAAAACAAGGGAGAUGUAGCGAAAAAGAAGGGGAGGCCGACAAAUUUAGAAAAGCUGACUAGGGAAAGAACAAGGAGCAUGAAUAGCAUAGAAGAAAUGUUGAUAAGGGGAAAAAGGAAGGAACGAGAGCAGGAUGAGGAGGGGAUGGAAUUAAUGGAGGAGGAGGAGAUACUUAAAAGAAGCAGGAUAGGAAAGGGGUCUCCGGAGACGAAUGAGUGUAGAGGGGGCAAUUUGGGUAAAAUAUUAGAGGAAUUAGGAAAGUUAGGAAAGAAAAUGGACGAAGAAAAGGAGGAGUUGAAGAAACAGAUAGUAGAUCUAAAAAAUAGGUGGGAGGAGGAAAGAAGAGAAAUGAGGGAUAGGAUAGAGUCGUUGGAAAAAAGAAUAGAAGACUUAGAAGAGAAAUUGGAGAAGGAGGGGGAUAAAAGGAGGGAAACUUUAAAAGAAGAGGGGAGAAAGGAAGGAAAGGAGGGGGAAGGGGGGAUAACAAGAAGAAUGAGAGAGGUCGAAGUAAGGUUAGACGAAAGGGAUAGGGAAUCAAGGAGAAAUAAUAUAAUAGUCAAAGGAAUUAAGAUAGGAGAGGGAAAGGUGGAGGAGACAAUAAAAGAAUUAUGGGGGGGAAUAGGUAUAGAAGAAAGCCUAAGGGAGGUAAGGAGAGUAGGGGGGUAGAUAGAGAGGGGAGAGGGAUGAUGUUAGUAAAGUUAGGUAGCUGGGAGAGCAAGAAGAGGGUGAUGGAGGCAAAGAAGAGAUUAAAAGGUAGAAGGGAGAGGAUAGAUGACGAUUUAACGAGAGAGGAGAGGAGAGCGAGAUGGAAAAUAGAAAGGGAAGCAGAUAGA
Monomorium pharaonis (pharaoh ant) is the source of this 3694-nucleotide messenger RNA. Its product is annotated as neurofilament medium polypeptide-like. The record is from RefSeq and is a predicted model, not a curated record. The transcript has 2 exons. Bases 2778 to 3527 code for a protein of 249 amino acids. Lineage: Eukaryota; Metazoa; Arthropoda; Insecta; Hymenoptera; Formicidae.